Molecule: messenger RNA, 3594 nt
Organism: Actinia tenebrosa (Australian red waratah sea anemone)
Lineage: Eukaryota; Metazoa; Cnidaria; Anthozoa; Actiniaria; Actiniidae
Product: ras-related protein Rab-8A
Molecular function (GO): GTPase activity; GTP binding
Source: RefSeq, a predicted model, not a curated record
CCGAUCAAACGUUCGAAGAUCCUARGGUUUGCAGGAAACAGUAGUUGACUUCUAAAUGCAUUGGAAUGGCUAAAACCUAUGAUUUUCUCUUCAAACUGCUCUUGAUUGGCGACUCGGGAGUGGGGAAGACAUGUGUACUAUUCCGAUUCUCCGAAGACGCCUUCAAUUCGACGUUUAUCUCGACUAUAGGUAUUGAUUUUAAAAUCCGUACUAUCGAGUUGGACGGGAAAAAAAUUAAACUUCAGAUAUGGGACACAGCUGGACAGGAGCGAUUCCGAACCAUUACUACUGCAUACUACAGGGGUGCUAUGGGAAUAAUGCUGGUAUACGACAUAACUAAUGAUAAAUCUUUUGAAAAUAUUAAAAAUUGGAUUAGAAAUAUUGAAGAGCAUGCUUCACAAGAUGUGGAAAAAAUGGUUUUGGGUAACAAAUGUGAUAUGGACGACAGACGGCAGGUAUCAAAAGAACGAGGAGAACAAUUGGCGGUAGAAUAUGGUAUUAAAUUCAUGGAAACAAGUGCAAAAUCAAGUAUUAAUGUAGAAGAGGCAUUUUUUACAUUAGCUAGAGAUAUUAAAGUCAAAAUGGACAAAAAGUUGGAGCAAUCAAGUCCUCAAUCGACGGGAGCCGUCAAAGUCACCCAACAUCGAGAGCAAAAACGUAAUUUCUUCCGGAGCUGUUCACUACUGUGAUGCGUAGGCUUUGAGUACAUAACUUAAUACUGGUUUUACUAGUACUGGUCUGUAUAGAUGGCUGGUAAGUAUACUGGAGCCGAUGUCACCAGUGUCAUCGCUUAAUUCGAGUUUAGUGGUAGCAUCCGAGUACUACACGAUAUGAGAAAACUCCACUCUUAAUGAUUCCUGAAAAAAAGUGAAAAUGGUAUGUUCUUAUUAAUAUGCUGUACUAAAGCUGAUAUGAUUUAUUUUAAGAUAUGAUUAGCUAGAAAAGUUUUGUAAAAAAAUGUAAUGGCUACAAAAAGUAGACUAAGUUAAUCUCUGUUUUACCAUUUCAGACCAUUUGUUUUUCCUUUAAGUAAUAUUUCUUUUGUUUGAAUAACAUACCUUAAUUGCAAUGAUAGGAAGUCCCUUAUACACCUAUUUCGAAAAUUGUUGUCGCACCAAGAGCCUCAAGUAGCAAGCAAAGGCUCCAGAGGACGUCAGUACUUUUAAUUAUAAUUGAUUUAUUCAUGGCUCAUGCAAGUGGCUAUAGCUCUCCACUAACUAUCAUCUCAAGCAGCCUUGCUUGGAGCAAUUUGUGAAGUCAAUAAAUGAAAAUGCACCAUGAAUAAACUAAUUACAGUUAAAAGUAUCGGCGUUCUCUGCGGUCUUGKCUUGUUGCUUGAGGCUUUUGGUCUGACAACGAUUUCUGAAAUAGGUGUAUAUUCCCAAAUAAAUUAAUGCAGAUGAAUUUGGAGAAUAGUACAUGUAAUAGUGUACUGUAAUACAUGUGGUAGUGUAACUGAGUAGAGUUUGUUAGGUCUCUCCCUUGACUUAUAGUCUUUUCUCCUGACAGGCUCUUAGAUUUUUCUCUCUCCACAAAAUUCAACAUGAUAAACUGUGCCGUGACUUAGAUCAAACACCUAGUUGUUGGAUCAAGGUGUCAAUCACAUUUUGUAAGGGGUCGAUAUAAUAUGAAUGCAAAAGGUAGAAUAUUGUUUUCAAAAAGAUGGCAUGUGGUCUGAAAUGAAAAUAAAUAAAUAGAUAGGUCUAUUAUAUAAAGUCAUAUGCUAGAUUGUCAUGUUGGAGAAUUCUUCAACCGAUACAGCUAAACACCAGAUAAAAUCAUUGCCUUAAAUCAGGGCUAAAAAUAUGUUGACCACCCAUCAGUUUUAGCUAAAUUUCUCUGGACAAGUUCCAAUUCUGGACAGAGAUUGUACAAUGACGCGCCAUUGUUUUUAGCCCUGUGCUUUACUUGCUAGAGUGCAAACCAUAUGUUCGCGUAAUAACGCAAAAACUAAAUAGCACUAAACACAUCUAUUUCUUUCUUUUUUGAUUGUUUCAUUGGAGCUAAUUUUGUACUGAUUAUAGUUACUACUAUUUCACAGAUAUAAAACACUUUUUGUCAUGGGUUUAUGAAAACUAUUCCAUAUGGUUUGCCCUCUGUCUCUUUACUCUUUCAUUAUUUACUUCAAUUUGUGUAUUUUGUAAAAAUAAAAGCCUAAUUAGCCAUUCCAAGGUCGAGAGAAAAAAAUGAGUGAAGUCGGCAGUGUGUAUUUCCAAAAUGGUGUGUAUUUCGUUCUCUAUAACAGCCUCAUAAUGCAAUGCUACCUUGACCCAACUUUUUACCCUCAACCUUGAAAUGGAUAAUACGCACUAAAGGAUUUUUUAGAGCACUUAUCUUGCUGUCUCUUUGCAACCUUGAAACUAACAAGCGUCUAAAUAAAAAUAUUCAAUAAAAAACGGUUUUGCCUUCUAUAAAUUAUACCCCUAGCUAUUGCAGCAUGUCAGAAUGCAGAUCAGUUUGGAGACGUGCAAAACAAAAGGUUUCCAAUUCUAAGGAAAUUGAAAUUCUUUUGUUUCGUCGUCCAAAUUGCAAGGGGUCUAUUCUUCAAACAGUUACCAUUAAAAUGACAAUGACAAUGAAUCUAAAUUUAUUACCAGUCUUUCUAGAAUGGUUUUACUUUUAACAGUAAUUAUUACACAUUAAAAUAAUAAAUGAAAAAUGGUAAAAACUACUCAAAACACUGGAAAAAAAGAGCAUGCUUGUCCGGAGUUGUUUAGAAAUGCAAARAGUGCUCUAAAGAAUUCAAAGCAGAACUGAAUGAUAACUUGAGAAUGAAGUCCCCUUCAAAGUCUCUGGCACCAUCCUGAAAGGAAGCCAAGCCUUCAUAUUGAAGCAAGACGAAGAGUGAGCUUGCAAUGCAUACCUUUCUUGACACCUUGGACAAUUAUUAUUUACAUGUCUCUGUCAUUUCAAGCUCAUCACUAUUCGUCUACCUUCAUUGCAAAGGCAUGGCUACUUUUCAAAACGGUGGAGGGAACUGUGAAAGGGACUAUUAUGGAAUAACCGCCCUACUUAAAAUAAAGCUUAUUUUUUAUGAGCUCAAACUUAAGCUUAAUAACGUAAAAUUAUUAGACAGUACUGUUAAUUUGUACAGGCUAUAUAUAUGAUUGCUGAGCUUCACUUUAUUGUUAGGUUUCACUUGACAUCAUUCCCUGUUUUGUGCGAAUAUAAUUGUUCAUCAGCUGAAUUGCAAGUUUUCAAUAAAAUUCUUUCUGGUUGAAUUGGCAGCACAUGGUGGUCAUGCAAUAUUUGACCACCAUUUGAUCAUGCAGAUAAUGAGAUUCAAAUACUCUUUUCAGCUGAUGGAAAUCCAGCAACACACACCUGGUUCCAUAGCCUGCGUGCCUCCGAACGUUUACUCUUAACACACGACAGAAAUUUCUGGAUGCAGCGCAGGCUACUGGUUCCAUAGGUUUUCUUCUUUCUUAAUGGGUAUAUAAAUUAUUCCAAGUGGCCAGAGAAGCGAGGCCAAGCUGAGCUUUAUAUAAACCUUGUUCUAAAUAAUAAUGCAACUGAUCUGUACUUUUUUGUUUAAGAUAUUAGUACUUUUAAUCAAGUUAUUGUCAAGAAUAAAAGCCACACAAAUAGAGGCUA